Messenger RNA from Elaeis guineensis (African oil palm), 2522 nucleotides. RefSeq names its product probable E3 ubiquitin-protein ligase XBOS34. Lineage: Eukaryota; Viridiplantae; Streptophyta; Magnoliopsida; Arecales; Arecaceae. The record is from RefSeq and is a predicted model, not a curated record. Gene Ontology annotation, molecular function: protein binding.
AGUCAUAAGAAUAGAUUUAUUGCACCGUGGGACUCGCGUUUGGGGAGGAGACCCCGAUCGCUUCAUCUCUAAGGAACAAUAUCUCCGUUUCUUCUUCCCCAGCGUCCUCCAUCGCCUACAAUCUUUCGAAGUUGCGACGAAUUUCGGAGCUCUGAUUCCUCCCGAAUCCCUAGCGAGGGACGGAUCUGUUGAUUUUUUUUUCAAUUUUUACGCGGAAAAAUGUUCCAGUUUUGAGACUGCGGUGCGCUCUUGCAAGCAGAGAGGAUCUCUCGAAGAAAGUUCGAAUCUUUCGAAGCUUCGAGGAACUUUGGCUUCUGAUUCCUUAACGUAAACCCCAGCGGACGGUCCAAUUUGCUGAAUCUUGGAAGGGCGGCAAGAUCUAAAUAAGGGAUUUUGGAGCGGUUCUUUUGCCACUGAUAGCGUUGGAAGCGCCCACUCCUGGGGUUUCUCUCUUUUUUUGGCGUGUAAUUAAGGUUCGCGAGGAAAAUUCUUGAUGGGAGCACAGCAAUCCAAGGAUGAGUUGCUCUACCAGCAGGUCAAUUAUGGCAACAUUGAAGGGAUCAGGGCUCUUCGCAACCAAGGUGCCGGAUUGGAGUGGAUGGACAAAGAAGGGAAGACCCCGUUGAUCCUUGCAUGCAUGAGGCAUGAUCUCUUGCAUGUUGCAAAAGUGCUGAUCGAGAUGGGCGCCAAUGUGAAUGCUUACCGGCCUGGGUGUCAUGCAGGAACGCCACUGCAUCAUGCUGCAAAAAAAGGCCUCGAGCAGACUGUUCAUUUACUUCUCUCUCAUGAAGCAAAUCCUUUCAUCAUGAAUGAUGAUUGUCACAGGGCACUUGAUUUGGCUAGAGAGAAGGGGCACUGCAAUGUUGUCCGUGCCAUUGAGAGCCGAAUAUGCCUUUUCUCUGGCUGGCUGAGAGAGCAUUAUGGGCCGGGCUUUUUGGAAGCACUUGCACCACAGUUGAUGUCAAGAAAAAUUUGGGCCGUGGUUUUACCUUGUGAUUCCCGUAAUCCCACAAGGCCUCUGAAGUUUGAAUUAGCUAUAUAUCCUGAGCUGCAGGUUGCGAAGCCACGCAUUGUUAUUUCACUUUGGAAAGCUCAUAUCGAAGAACCAAAGUCUAACCAGCCAGAUCCUGCUGUGGUUAUUGUUGACAAGGCCACUAGAACACGGUACAAGUUUUUAUCGGCAAAUGAAGGUGACAAGCAACAACUACAGUGGUUCUAUAAUGCAUGCCGAGGAAUUCAUCAGGUGAUUAAUAAUAUUCCAGUGACACCUGUAGGUGGACCCUUGCCUCCCCCAUCACAAAUCAGCUCAUAUGCAUCAGCAGCAACAAGCACACAUACAUCGAACCAGGAAGAUGUAGAGUUAGCCAUGGCCAUUAAUGCCUCUAUUCAGUCAGCUAUAGCAGAGGGAGUGCCUGAUGUCCAACCAGUUACUCAGACCAGCAACACUAAUGGCUGGGGGGGCGCAUGUGAUAAUUCUACUCACAAUGGCUGGGGUCCACCAGAUGCUGCUGCACGUUCAAAAAUGAAUGCCCAAGCACAUUUGAACGAGCCAAAUACCAGUUCAUACAAUGGAUGGGCUGCUCCUGAAGUUAGGCCAAAUAAUGGUGCAUCACAGCCUACUACCAGCCAACCUGACACUCCAAUUAUUAUUCCAUCAAAUGAGGCACCUCCUGCAGUUUUGGUUCCCUCUGCUCCACCAAUUGUUGAGGAGACAUUUUAUGAUGGACCCAUUCACUAUCCAUCAAUAGAUUCCAGUCCUGUUGAUAUAAGCAUGCCAACAAUAGAGAUAAAACCUGCAGCCAACGAAGUAAAAGAAGAUAGUGCUAGUUCUUCCAGCUUUUCUAAAUCUGGGGACGGUGAAGUUAAAGAAGACAAUAAUAGUACUUCCGGGUCUUGUGUUAUCUGUUUGGAUGCCCCAGUGGAGGGAGCGUGCAUUCCGUGCGGUCACAUGGCUGGAUGUAUGGCAUGCUUGAAGGAGAUCAAAGCAAAGAAUUGGGGAUGCCCUGUUUGCCGUGCCCAAAUAGAUCAGGUCAUAAAGCUCUAUGCUGUUUGACUGGGCAAUCUGGAUCGGAACAGUUGAUGAGGAUGACAGAUCUUGGAUGCUUUGUCAUGAAGUCCUAAAUUUUGUGACCCGAUGAGUUAGUCCAUGACGUUUAUGGAUUGUUCUGGAAUUUCCGGUGAAGGUAAAAGUAUAGUAAUAUAAUAUGUAUAUACUGCACAGAUUAUGUCAGUAAGAAGAUUGUGUUGGUCUCAUGCAUUCAUGUGCCCGAAGCAAGGUAAUGUUGUAUAUAAACAGUCUGUAAUGUUGUUAUUGUGGACAACUUUAUGUCCGUCUUGUUGUUCCAAAAAGACAGUUGUGUUACAUGUCUGCCUCACCUUUGGUACAAAGUGAUAGCUGAAAUUUAUUAGCAAUCGGUAUGCUACAUUCUGGUGGGAAAAGGUGAGAAGUUAUGUGCAAUAUUCAACCGAGGCUGUCUUCACUCAAUCUUUAAUUUUGUAGGCUUGCUCUGCGAUCUUUUAAU